Molecule: messenger RNA, 1242 nt
Organism: Aureococcus anophagefferens
Lineage: Eukaryota; Pelagophyceae; Pelagomonadales; Pelagomonadaceae
Exons: 2
Coding region: 1-1242 (413 amino acids)
Molecular function (GO): hydrolase activity
Source: RefSeq, a predicted model, not a curated record
AUGGGCUCGGCAUCACUCGCGCGCAGCGCGCGCCGCUUCGCCUCCGCGACGACGCCGCCCGGCGCGUUCUCGCGCGAGCGGCUCGCGGCCUGGCGCCACGCGCUGCACCGCCAGCCGGAGCUGGGCUUCGACCUCUUCAAGACGUCUCAAUUCGUCGCCGACACGCUCGCCUCCUUCGGCGGCGACAUGGACAUCACGCGGGGCCUCGGCGGCACGGGCGUCGUCGCGUCGCUCCGGGGCGGCGCCGGGACCAGCGGGCGAGGCAUCGCCCUGCGCGCGGACAUGGACGCGCUGCCCAUUUUCGAGGAAGCGGACGUGCCGUACCGGUCCGAGGUCGACGGCGUCGCGCACCUCUGCGGCCACGACGGCCACACGGCCAUGCUCCUCGGCGCCGCGGAGCAUCUGGUCUCCGUGGCGGAGACCCUCGACGGCACGGUGCACUUCGUCUUCCAGCCCGCGGAGGAGGCCGGCGGCGGCGGCGAGGUCAUGGUCAAGGACGGCCUCUUCCGCGACGUCGCCGCGGACGCGACGGCGGUCUACGGGCUCCACAACUGGCCCCGGGCCAUCUCGAAGACCCUGAGACCGGGCGGCUUCGCGGCGACGGCGGGCCCCGUCAUGGCGGGCGCGGACGAGUUCGAGAUGGUGAUUACGGGGAGAGGCGGCCACGCGGCGAUGCCCCACGUCUGCGUCGACCCCGUGCUCGCCGGCGCCCAGGUCGUCGUCGCGCUGCAGGCGCUCGUGUCGCGGUCGACGAGCCCGCUCGACUCCGUCGUCGUGUCCGUGACGUGCUUCGACGCCGGCGAGGCCGUCAACGCGAUCCCGGAGACCGCGACGUUGAAGGGCACGGUGCGCACCUUCGACGAGGCCGUGCGAAAGCGCGUCAAGGUCCAGCUCCUGGACACGGCGGCCGCCGUCGCCGGCGCCUUCGGGGCGACGGUCGAUUGCGACUACGUCGACGGCUACCCGCCGACGAUCAACGGCGCGGACGAGACCGCGUUCGCGGCGGCCUGCGCGGCGCGCGUCGUCGGCGCCGACAACGUCGUCUUCGACGAGCCGCCGUCCAUGGGCGCGGAGGACUUCUCCUACCUCCUCCACGAGCGGCCCGGCGCCUACCUCUGGCUCGGCGGCGACUCCGACUACGCGCUCCACCACCCGAAGUACGUCUUCGACGACGCGACGCUGACGACGGGCGCGGCCUGGUUCGCGACGCUCGCUUCCUCGGCGCUGCGAGCGGACUCCUAG